Molecule: messenger RNA, 1831 nt
Organism: Dunckerocampus dactyliophorus (ringed pipefish)
Lineage: Eukaryota; Metazoa; Chordata; Actinopteri; Syngnathiformes; Syngnathidae
Product: PRA1 family protein 3-like
Exons: 3
Coding region: 87-662 (191 amino acids)
Biological process (GO): negative regulation of transport
Cellular component (GO): membrane
Source: RefSeq, a predicted model, not a curated record
UCAGCUGACUUGUCACAUAGCAGCAGGCAGGCAGGCAGGCACUGUAAUGUGUGUUGGGUGUCAGCCCCCGGCUACGCAUUGAAUUCAUGGCAGCCAAAAUGGAGCUAGCACCACUCAGACCGUGGGAUGAUUUCUUCCCCGGGACGGACCGCUUCGCCAAACCAGAGUUCGGAGACCUUACAAAGUGGAACAACAGAAUAAUCAGCAAUUUAAUGUACUACCAGACGAACUACUUCGCGUUGGCCUUGGUGGUGUUCCUCAUCGUUGGGUUUGUGAACCCUUUUGGCAUGUUUCUGGGAGGAACUGUGGUGACUCUGGUGUUCAUGGGUUCUGUAUGGGCAGGGGAGAAUCAAGCCACCAUCAAGAACUUCAAAAGGAAGAACCCCACUCUGUUUGUCAUGGCUGUCAUGGUCACCAGUUACUUCCUGCUGUCGCUGUGCGGUGGCAUCAUGGUCUUUAUCUUCGGCAUCACCUUCCCUUUACUGCUCAUCCUAAUCCACGCCUCCCUGAGACUGCGCAACAUGAAGAAUCGAUUGGAGAACAAGAUGGAAGGUGUUGGGUUGAAGAAGACUCCUAUGGGCAUCAUCAUGGAUCUCCUAGAUCAGCAGGAGGAGCGAGUAAACAAGAUUCAGGAUUUCAUCGAGAGCAAACUGAAGGAGUAGGAUUGUAGCAAAGAGAGAUCUUUUCCAUCACCGUAUAUGUUACAAUCUAGGUGUAAUUUACCCUGACUAUUCAUAGAGAGUAGACAUUUGUAUGUUUUUGCCUCCCAUCUUCUCCUUUUUGCUUUGUAUACAUGUAUAUGAAGACACUCCCUCGUACAGACACUUUGCAUACUGUAAAUCACAAUUGACAGACAAAAAGCACCAAAGGUAUUUUGCAUGAACUCUUUCAGCAUUCCCAUGUUGAACAUGUUAAUAACCCACCACACGUACAUUAUGCCCUUGCUGACAUUGCACUUUGUUCACACAUAGCCUGGGUCUUUCCUCGACCAAAAUAAGACAUAAUAUCUAAAUAAAUCUUGAGUGCAAUUGUAAAACUACAGUUUGUUUUCUUGAAAGUAAAUCACAUGCUUUUACCUUGCUACCUCAUUAUACGUGACGCAAGCUUUUAUUUCUGAACCAUAUUUACCAAAAAAAAAAGUAAAAUCCACAGCUUUCCUGAACAGAAAAACUUCCAUCUUGUCACUCCAGGACCCUUAUGAAUACUGAUCCAAGAUCAGUAUUCUGGUGUACAUGUGUUGUCACUAAUAGUCCUGUGUAUAAAUAGAAUUACUUUUCACACAGCGUGACUAUGUGCUGAAAGCACAGGCUGGCCUGAGCGCAUCGCCUUUGAUCGCUGCUAUGCAAAUGAAAAGGAAUGGCACUUUAAGCUUUCUUCUACUAUAGUAUGUACUGUAUAUGUUUGCUGUAGGCAUGUAUUAUAUUUGUGACAUGAUUAAAAUAACUUUAGGAUGCACAAAAUGACGAAUUUAACAGAAAUAUUAUCCUUGUUUUUUAUUUGUCAAUCGUGGAUCAGUAACAUCCUGUAUCACUAUUCUCCAUUAUAACAGAAACCUUUUCUAUGUAAAAGAAACAUGCUUGUAUCUGUAGUGUUCCUUUUAUACUGCUAACUCUUAAGCAGAUGUUCCCUGAAGCUUUUCUCUCUCGCACACUGACUGCACAUUUUGUGCAUGAAGGCGGGUCGGAAGGUGACUGGAUAGAUGCUAUGUUACGUUUUAUGUCAUCAAUGUUUUAUGUGAUUUUUUUCAGUCAUCAAUAGUGAUGAUGUGAUCGCAGAGUCAAAAAUAAAACAUGGUCGUAUCCUAUGCUAUUAAUAAAGUUAACCCAGUUCA